Messenger RNA from Rotaria sordida, 231 nucleotides. The record is from the annotation of a GenBank genome assembly. Lineage: Eukaryota; Metazoa; Rotifera; Eurotatoria; Philodinida; Philodinidae.
AUGUAUUAUUAUGCUGCCAGUCGAACACCACUGACCGAUCUCGUCAAUGAUUGUCUUGUGCAAGCACACAAUAGUGAUUUCGAUGUGUUCAAUGCGCUCGAUAUAAUGGAUAAUAAGGAAUUUUUAGAAAAACUUAAAUUUGGUGUCGGUGAUGGUAAUAUUCAAUAUUACAUCCACAAUUGGAAAUGUCCACUGAUACCUGCCGAAAAAGUUGCAUUGGUACUUCAAUAA